CAGCUGACAUAAUUCAACAGUUGUUUGUCUGAGUGGUAUGAGAACAAAACACCAGUCUCUGCAGCUUAAAGGUUGAUCAUACGAUUUUGAAAUCAUGGCAAACUCCAUAAAAAUGUUUGGUUUUAUAUUUCUCAUGAGUGUCUUUGGCUUUAUAUAUAGGUCACAUUAUCAAAAAAACUUUCAUUCAUUUAUAAAAAAUGUGUUCAAUGCGAGUACACCCAAGCCUAUAAGUCCAAGAGAUAUUUUAAGUCAAGGAAAUGGCAUUAUAUUUAUAGAGACUACUGACAGGAUGGAGCCACCUCCAUUAGUCCUAUGUGCUAUUGAGUCAGCGGCACGUGUGUACAACGAUAGACCUGUGGCUUUCUUCAUGAAAGGUUUGAGAAAUAUAGGUACACAAGAAGAUGAAGACAGAGCAAAGCAUAAUUUCACCGCACUCUCAUCCUUUGAAAAUGUCUUCAUCUUUCCCUUGAAAAUGGAGGAAGUAUUUAAGGAUACACCACUACUCCCCUGGUAUUUGAAGGCUAAUCCUAAAGCAGAACAACACUGGAUCCAUGUCAGCUCAGAUGGCUGCAGGUUAGCUCUGAUAUGGAAAUAUGGAGGUAUUUAUUUGGAUACUGAUGUCAUCUCAAUCAGACAAAUACCAAAUAAAAACUUUCUGGCUGCUCAGUCCUCACAGUAUUCUAGCAAUGGUGUAUUUGGCCUUUCAAUCGGUCACAAUUUCUCUUGGAAAAGUAUGAAAAAUUUUGUUCAGAACUAUAAUGGAGCAAUAUGGGGACAUCAAGGGCCUGAUCUGUUCACACGAGUUCUGAAAGAAUUCUGUACAAUACCUACAUUUAAGUCCAUGGAGGAUGUUAUGUGUGGAAACAUCUCAUUCUUAAACCCACAACGUUUUUACCCUAUACCAUAUCCAUCAUGGAGGCUUUAUUACUCUGUUUGGGAAAAAUUGCCAACAUUCAAUGACUCUCAUGCUUUGCACUUGUGGAACUAUAUGAAUAAGGAAAAAAGAACUGUGAUUCCUGGAAGUAAUACUUUAGUGGAUCAUCUUUACCAGCAGUACUGCCCAAACACCUAUGAAUCUAUUAAACAAAACUAUAAUAAUACUAAUUAGAUACUAGCUCUGUUUAUGAAUGACUUCAAUUUAUCAAAUACAUUUCAAUAGUGUAUAUGUGUAUAUAUAUAUUGUCAAGGUAUAUGUAAGGUUAAUAAAUAUAUAUAUUUUUAAUCAUAUAUUUUAAGGUUAAUAAAUAUAUAUAUUUAUUCA
Messenger RNA from Bombina bombina (fire-bellied toad), 1261 nucleotides. Its product is annotated as alpha-1,4-N-acetylglucosaminyltransferase-like. The transcript is spliced from 3 exons. Gene Ontology annotation, biological process: protein O-linked glycosylation. The record is from RefSeq and is a predicted model, not a curated record. The coding region runs from base 95 to 1108 and encodes 337 amino acids. Lineage: Eukaryota; Metazoa; Chordata; Amphibia; Anura; Bombinatoridae. Gene Ontology annotation, molecular function: acetylglucosaminyltransferase activity.